Molecule: messenger RNA, 639 nt
Organism: Strongylus vulgaris
Lineage: Eukaryota; Metazoa; Nematoda; Chromadorea; Rhabditida; Strongylidae
Source: the annotation of a GenBank genome assembly
AUGACUGAUGAUUUAGGAAAUGCUGGAAAAUUUCUUACUAGUAUUCCUGCUUCAGAGAUCAAUUCCAAGGCUGGUUCGUGUCCACGACCGUUAGGUAUUUCCGUCCUUCAGGACGCCAACAUAGGCUGUUGGAUGGACAGCAACUGUCCUGGAAUACAGAAAUGUUGCGUAGAGCCAAAUCCAGUAACUAACUCGGCUACAAGAAUUUGCCGCGAUCCUGUUGGGAUUCGAAGCACAUCGUUAUGUUCGCUACCAUUAAUGGUUGGCUCAUGCACUGCACCUGUGACUCGGUUCUACUAUGAUGCAUCGUCGGGAACGUGUCAACGUUUCACAUAUUCCGGAUGUGGAGGAAAUGCUAAUAAUUUCCAGUCGCUGGCAAGUUGCCAAGCUACCUGCGGUUCUUCGGGUAUGAUUUGUAGUUUUAUUAAGCACGUCUCAGUUAAUUUGCUUUGGGAUUCGGUUCGCAUAUGUGUAACCGGCACUCCACAGUGCCCAGCGGAUGCAAAUGCUGGACUCAAUUGUCUAUUUGCACAUGCUGAUGCAUGUAACACAAGUAGUGACUGCCUCGGACGUGAAAACACUGUGCAACCAUCAUGCUGUAUGACAACAUGUGGUUAUAGAAUUUGCUAUCAGUACUAG